AUGGCGGAAAUUGGCAUCGUUGCCUCGAUCAUUCAGAUCGCCGGAGCAGGGGUCCAUCUAACGAUGGAGCUUUACGCCUUUGGAUCAGCCUUUGCUGGAGCAAAGGAGGAUACUGACGAUAUUGCCUUGGGUGUAUCAUUAUACUGCAUGACUCUUAAGCAGCUUGCAGAAAAGCUGCAGCAGAAGAACUCGGUACAAUCACCUCAAGCCUUGCAAGGCAUCACAGAUAUAAGAGAGAAGAGUGAACAGGUUUUUGCUAGGAUUGCUGCUAUCUUACCAAGAUCCGCUGGCCGUCCUGACACCAUGACACUUGUUCAAAGAUUCAAGUGGAAUUUUAAGAAGGCCAGAGUCAAUCUCCUCCUUGGUCAAUUGGAGUCUUUGAAAUUGACAUUACUUCUUCUGGUGCAGAUAUUUGCUAUUGGUGAGGAAGCACAGAAAUCACGAUUUGAACCCGUCAAACCUCAACGUUCAUCGCCUCCUUGCCCGGACAAAUCAGAUGACAGCAUUGACGAGUCGGAUAUUGUGGUUCAGACAGAAAUGCUCCAUGCAGUUGUGCUGAACAAGCAACGACAUCAAGCUGUUGAUCAAUUGGCAGACUUGCAAGCAGCAGCCGAGCAAGAAGAUAAAAAUGCUAUCAAUGCAGCGCCUUCCGACCCACCCGAGGGGUUCGUCCCUGUCGGAGAUGUCUCUUCAGCACUAGUGAAAUAUAACGACCAGGCACUCAUGCGUGUGGAUAGAAUCAUGUCCGCUCCCGAGAGUGUUGAUGAAAUGGCACUUGUCCUCUACAUGAUCGACCAAUGGACGAUCGUAAGGUACGUGCAUGAUGGUUCGGUUCCACCCCCAAACCAAUUCGAAUCGACAACUAGCGAGGAACGGAUGCCAACUUCUCCGCACGUCAAAGCUGGCAAAACUUCACGUAGUAUCCCCAUGCCCGAUCGUCGAUUCACUGGCGAGAAGACAGGUAGAUAUAAAUCUGCUUACGUCGAAGAUGACUUGUCAGACACGGAAGAUACUGUAGAGCGACGCCACAGUCCGAACAAUCCCACUGGCAAACAGAAUGAGUCGUCGCGGGUUGAGGAGAUUUCAGACGACGACCAGGCCUUUGUCUCGCCUAGGCCGCUCCGAAGAGCUACAACAACUGGGACCGAUGUCCAAAUUUCUCGACAACAGCUGUCAGCACAAAGGCGCAAGACUAUUGCAGCAGAUGUGACUUCGAUAUUGAAGAGGUCCAAUAACAAUAAAUUGGGAAUAACAUGGCGCCGAGGCAACGACUAUGCGUGGCGUGAGUUCACAAACCAAAAGUUGAAGAGCUUCGAUGUCAAGGGCGUGGUUCUUAACGUUAAUAAAACACACUUCCGUGGCGACGAUACCUGGACGGAGUUCAAGAAGACCGACCGAGUUACGGUUACGGCCAGCGCUUUGAAGAGCCAGGGAUAUCCCUUUUAUGAGUACCAGAGGUAUUCGCAUUCCUAUUACGAGUCUUAUGAUGAGAAUGGAGUGGGAGUUGGGGAGCCUAUCCGUGUCUAUCACCCUGUUAUUCGGGUUGAGAUACCUUUAGUCUACUCCGAAAUUGAAUCACUGGUAAGAUCCAGAAACGAUCGAGGUUAUAUUGACGAGAUCUAUGGAUCUUUCGACCUAAAUUAUGAUGGAUCUUCUCGCAAGCCAAAGCCUUCUAGGCCCGAAUCACGCAGUAACUUCGACUUGUCAUCGGAUCUACCAUAUCCUGAUGCGCCAAUGGGGAAUUUUGGACACUCCAUCGGCGUAGUUGGGAGAGAUUUGAAUAAGUUGCUCACCAAAGGCAACAAGUUAUUUACUCUAGGAAACACGAUUGCUUCAGCCUCGAAUCUCAACACCAAAGGCGAUAUUGCAUGGAAAGCACUGGAGGUCAUUGCCGAUCACUCGCUUGGUGGGAAGUCCAAGUCUAUCCUUGAUCAUAUUUUAGAUGGCAAUUCACGACUGUUAGGUGAUGAGGUCUCGGGGAGAGAAGAAAAAUCUCGCAAAACCAGUGUCAUCAUGCCUGAGGCAGAGAGAGGUCGGGCUAGAAGGAGAUCGGAUAUCGCAUAG
Exophiala bonariae is the source of this 2064-nucleotide messenger RNA. RefSeq lists its product as uncharacterized. Gene Ontology annotation, biological process: regulation of DNA-templated transcription. The coding region runs from base 1 to 2064 and encodes 687 amino acids. The record is from RefSeq and is a predicted model, not a curated record. Lineage: Eukaryota; Fungi; Ascomycota; Eurotiomycetes; Chaetothyriales; Herpotrichiellaceae. The transcript has 2 exons.